Messenger RNA from Oryzias latipes (Japanese medaka), 956 nucleotides. RefSeq names its product migration and invasion enhancer 1. Gene Ontology annotation, cellular component: cytosol. Gene Ontology annotation, biological process: negative regulation of apoptotic process; positive regulation of filopodium assembly. NCBI's taxonomy places the organism in Eukaryota, Metazoa, Chordata, Actinopteri, Beloniformes, Adrianichthyidae. The record is from RefSeq and is a predicted model, not a curated record.
UUACGUAAGACGUCAUAUAAAGCCUGCCUUCAGCGGCUCCGCCCUCCAGUCGCAGGUUGUUGUGUAUCACUGCGCUGAAGUCGGUCACAGCCAGACAAACAGUGGAAAUGGGGGUGAAAAUUGAUGUGGAAUACUGCGGUAGAUGAGGGUACGAACCCCGCUAUCAGGAUCUCGCCUCAACCGUCAAGGAUGAGUUUCCCGAAGCGGAAGUGUCAGGCUUCGUGGGAAGAAGCGGCAGCUUUGAAAUCCAAAUAAAUGGGCAGCUGGUCUUCUCCAAGCUUGAGCUGGGAGGAUUCCCAUAUGAGGAUGACGUCCUGAAUGCAGUCCAGAAUGCACACGAUGGAAAACCUGUGCAGAAGAUCACUAAAAGCCGGGCGCCGUGUGUCAUCAUGUAAAUCUCAGCUGCCUCGUUAAAGGCUCCUCGAGGGCAUUUCACCCAAAAUCUCUUGGGAUGCAGCUGUUUUCUUACUGAUGGUCUGUUUCCAUCCUCCUCUGCCUUGUGGCUCCUCUCUCUGCUCCCACCGGGUCCUUCAGACUAUUGAUGAUUACUUUAUCCCAAAAUCUUACAGGGAAUAGUAUGAUGUACUCAGUCCAGGACUUUAUAGGGGACAGAGAAAGGGAGAACUUGUUGCAAACAGUUGGAUGUGACGUGCUUUUAUUUUGAAAAUUUGUUCCAUUGCUCUUGUAUACGUGUACAUUUCUGAAGUACAAAUUAGUUGCGUGAGGUUAUUUCACUCAAAAUUAAAAGAAUUCGUCUUUUCCGAAUAAACGGACACAAAAAUUAAGGGAACUCUACCAAGUCUGCUUCAGCUUUAUAUUUAAAUUGAAAAUCUCUAGCUCCAGUUUGUUGAGCUUACACAAUUUGUCAAACUCUUAUUCUGAAAGUUGUUUCAAGUGCUUUGUUCAAAUAUCAAUGCAGAUUUGUCAAUAAAGGCAAUGGUUCUAUCAGAGCUGCC